Didymodactylos carnosus is the source of this 933-nucleotide messenger RNA. NCBI's taxonomy places the organism in Eukaryota, Metazoa, Rotifera, Eurotatoria, Philodinida, Philodinidae. The record is from the annotation of a GenBank genome assembly.
AUGAUAUGCCCUCUUUCACUAAAUGAUGAUGUGUCGAGCAACAUGAAACGUAAAGGAGGAUUAUUGAUUUUUUUGGCAGACCAUAUCAGAUCACCAGCAUCUCCAAAAAACAAUACAUCUGCUGAACAAACGUUCAUUUCUGCAUCGUCUCCAAAACCAACUUCCGAUGAUGUUACCUCUUCAUCUUCGUCUGACAUUUCGUCUUUAACAUCUUCGUCAUCCACAUCGGCAGUCAGUCCAAAAAUCGAUGCUAAACUUUCCUUCAAAACGCCAGCUCAGCAACAACGUACAGAAGAAUUAAAUGAGCGAUUUCGUCCAGAUGAACCACAUAGACCACCGUUAGAAGCUGGUCAAACGGCAUUACAUCAAACGAUAUUGGAAAUGACAACACCACAUGCGUCAGCCGAUGAUCGUCGACGAACAGAAACAUUAUGUAGUAUUAAAACAUUAGAUGAUCUUUGUAAUGAGUUAAAUAAACGUGGAUUUCAACUCAGUCGUUCAGCUACUUACUUACGCUUGUUACCCACACAAUUAUUUUUACCUGCCGCUUUUGAUUUUAGGAAAAGACACGUUCACACUGUGUCAGUGGUAUUAGUUCGAGCACAAAACACGGGACGAAAACAACAUUCGGACACCAUUACUUAUUUGAAAGAUUUGGCACAAUUAUUCGGACCAUUAUCUAUAUUCGUUCUGUCACAAGAUGAUAAAGCUCGUGUUCUACUAGGUCUUCCUGCAGCCAAAAAACAAGCUCCUAUUUUAAUUCAUCUGGAAUAUCGUGUACGAUUACCGGAUCAUGAUUUUGUUAUCGCUGAUCGACACAAGUUAAUAUCAUCAGUUUAUGCCGAUUUAGCUUUCAAGAAUCAUAGUAUUUCAUAUUCAGGACCAACAUUUAUAGCUAUUAGAUCAGGAAAACAUGACAGUUCAACGGCAUAA